Loa loa (African eye worm) is the source of this 587-nucleotide messenger RNA. RefSeq lists its product as hypothetical. The transcript is spliced from 4 exons. The record is from RefSeq and is a predicted model, not a curated record. The coding region runs from base 18 to 566 and encodes 182 amino acids. Gene Ontology annotation, molecular function: type 1 cannabinoid receptor binding. Lineage: Eukaryota; Metazoa; Nematoda; Chromadorea; Rhabditida; Onchocercidae. Gene Ontology annotation, biological process: negative regulation of signaling receptor activity. Gene Ontology annotation, cellular component: plasma membrane.
GUGUGAUUGCUUUUGUAAUGCCGGAAAACGCCGAUUCUAUGAAAAGCAGGACAACUAAUUUUCCAACAUCAUCCACAGCUGGUUUCGAAUUGCAAUUUAACAUUAGGAAAUACAACACUGAUGAGCCAAUAACAUUUAAAGUAGAUGGUGAACGAUUUGGAAAAACACAAGGAAGGGAUGUUAAAUCAGACGUACUUCUUCGAACAUACAAAUUUCGUUCGGAAGUUAUUUAUAAAAUUACUGUAACAACUAAACCAGCCACUGAAUUUCAUGUAUUACAUAUAGCAGGAAGUGAUUUGGAGUUACGACCGGAAAGUAUUGGUGGAGGUGUUUACAGUACGGAAUGGAAUACAACUGGUAGUGAUGUUACUCUUAACAGGAAGAGAGAAUAUAUUACUGUUUGCUUACAGGGUCCUGGAAGGAUAUUGCAACGAAAGAUUCAAGCCAAAUUCUAUCGCAAUGAUAAUAGUCACGCAGAUUACGGUGAAAAAUUGGAAGCAUUGAUCUGGAAAUGUGCCGUAGACAAUACCGGCAAUAUAGCUGUGGUUGAUGAAACUGUGAAAUGAUGUCUCAUUUAAUUUGGACAG